CCAAAAUGUAUCAGUGUGCAUUCAACCAGCAAAUUUGUAGCGUGUAACCAAAAUCUUGAAAACUUUCAGAAAAAUGAAACUGUUCAUUACUCUGUCCGCUUUGAUGGCAGUGGUGGCUGCCGGUGGUGAUCACUAUGUGGAGCACAAGCACAUUCCCAUCGUGCACAGUGAGUUGGCUCAGAGCAACGAUGGUACCUUCAAGUUUGGAUACGAAUCGGGCAAUGGCAUUGUCGUCCAGGAGGCAGGACAUGUCAAGAACUUCGGCAGCAAGGAACAGGCCAACGUUGCUCAGGGAUCAUACUCGUACGUUGAUCCCCAUGGUGAAGUAGUUUCUGUGAGUUACGUUGCCGAUGAGAAUGGAUUCCAGGUCCAUGGAUCGCACAUUCCAACGCCACCACCACUACCAAAGGAGCUGGUUGAGGCCUACGCUAAGGUGGGCAGUCAUCCUGAGGCCCAUCACGAUACCCCAGAAAACUACAAGGGUCACUGAGCAGAUCCGGUAAUGUAGCAGCAUGUUGCAGAAGAAGAUCUCUCUCGAUGAGUACAUACCAAAAUGUGAUAGUCGGGUAUUCGAUUGUCAGCCGGAUAGUGCCAAGUGAUAUUAGUUUUGAUAGAUAAAUAUGUUUGAAGAGAUUAAUAUUGAUAUUGUAAAUAAAAAAUAUGAUUUUAUUCACCUUUGA
Messenger RNA from Aedes aegypti (yellow fever mosquito), 680 nucleotides. Its product is annotated as larval cuticle protein LCP-17. The record is from RefSeq and is a predicted model, not a curated record. Bases 74 to 490 code for a protein of 138 amino acids. Gene Ontology annotation, cellular component: chitin-based extracellular matrix. Gene Ontology annotation, molecular function: structural constituent of chitin-based larval cuticle. The transcript is spliced from 2 exons. Lineage: Eukaryota; Metazoa; Arthropoda; Insecta; Diptera; Culicidae.